AAAAGAGGUGGUUUUACGAAAUAAACAAACAUCGAUCGCAGCAAACAUAAGCCGUUACGAUAGUAAUAUUAAACCUCUCGGUGUGUGAUGAACGUGCAUUAUAUCUCUUGCUCAACAGGAAAAGAACAUUUGGAUUUGACGUUGCUGCUGAUUUAUUUUUAUCGUGCAUCGAAUUAUUUCGCAUAUGAAUGUUAUAAUUUUCUCUCAUUGUUUGAAAAAUUACACGCAUCAACGGCAGACAAAAACAGUGAAUCUUUCAUUUGACGAAAAGCGUUAAAGUGAAGCAGAAAAUAUAGUUGAAGACGGGGCCAAAGUUGAUGAAAAGAAAUCCAGACGCAGAAAGUGAAAUUAAUCAAACAAAAGCAGCGUAACAAAAAUUUUUUUUUUUCGAAAGACUUACAACAGUAGAUGAACAUUAGCACCGAAAAAGAGCACAGUGAGACUCUUACACUCUCAAUAAAUUAUUCGAAUUCGGUGUGAGAAAAGCGAAAAAGAAAAGAAAAGUGAAGACAACAAGAAAAAGUUUAACAAAUUCGCAUAUAAUUUUGUGAACAGAUGCCAGAUCGCGCGUAUACAGUUUUUUUUUGUGCGAUAGACUAUACCAAUUGAAGGUAGAAGCGGUUUUUAUUAUAAGCGACAUAAAGCCGCAAAAAAUACGCAUACGAAUACAGAAAACUGAAACAGUGUCGGAAAUAGUGUUUAAAUCUCACAGUGUGUUUGUGUGUAUGCGUGUACAAAAAGAUAGAGGCAGAUAGAGUGGAAUACAUCAAAAACUCAAAAUAUAAAACCAAAUAUACAUAUCCAGAUUUGGAGAAAAAAUAUAGAUAGAAUUUGUAAACUAGCGAACACUUAAAGAACAACGAAAAUGGUGAAUCAAUUAAAAUGUUUGAAGGCGGGAGGCCUUGUGCUUGGCAUUAUUGGAACAGUUGUUGCAUUGAUCAAUGCUUUUUGGGCGAUCGCCUGGUAUGAACAUCUUCCAAUAGUUGAAGCAAAUUUCAUAUUACAUUCAUUUCUUGGCGAAGCACCUGAUCACAUUGUUCGAUUGUUUUACGUCACCGUUUCACUAUUCGAUAUGUUGGCUGCUGCACUAUUAAUUGCCGGCAUUUUGAUGAAAAAGAAAUACUUUUUGUUGCCCUGGAUUAUUAGCUCAAUGCUGGAAAUAGUAAUUACAUCAAUAGAACUAUCGCCACAUCUCAUACCGUCCGUUGUAAUUGUUGGCAUCUUUGGUGGAGUUCUGUACAUUUGGUUUAGCAUAGUGACGCUAUACAAAGAAAUGAAAGCCGAGGAGCAGGCAAAUUCUGGCGUGCAAAUGUCCUACGUCGAGGAGAAUCCAUCACAACUACCACCGUACAGUGUGCUGACAAUCGAUAAAUAAAUUCAUCUGCUGUCAUCGGCAUCAUCGUUUGCUAUAAUUAAACUCCUGAGCAGAAAACCAAUUCGAAAAUAUAUCAAUUGUUCAACGUAAUAUUUCAAUUUAAAUAAAAAAAAAUUUAAUUAGACAAUAUUCGAACUGUGAGAUAAAUAGAAUACGAUUGAAUGCAGAAAUGAAUGGAAAAAAACUUCCAUGAGAAGAAAAUUUGGAAUCUUUGUUAAUAAAAUGCAGCGAUGAUAAUUUAAUUGACAAAAUCGUACUUUUUAUGCAA
Contarinia nasturtii (swede midge) is the source of this 1643-nucleotide messenger RNA. RefSeq lists its product as uncharacterized. Lineage: Eukaryota; Metazoa; Arthropoda; Insecta; Diptera; Cecidomyiidae. The record is from RefSeq and is a predicted model, not a curated record. The transcript is spliced from 4 exons. The coding region runs from base 866 to 1375 and encodes 169 amino acids.